This is a messenger RNA of Cucumis melo (muskmelon), 3367 nucleotides long. RefSeq names its product NAD kinase 2, chloroplastic. Gene Ontology annotation, biological process: NAD+ metabolic process; NADP+ biosynthetic process. Gene Ontology annotation, molecular function: NAD+ kinase activity. The coding region runs from base 156 to 3167 and encodes 1003 amino acids. Lineage: Eukaryota; Viridiplantae; Streptophyta; Magnoliopsida; Cucurbitales; Cucurbitaceae. The record is from RefSeq and is a predicted model, not a curated record. The transcript has 8 exons.
AUCCGACACCACCCGCCAUUUUUCUUUUUCUUCUCAACCAUUUCAUCUUGUCGUUUAUUUCAUUUCAUUUUUAUUCAAUAAUUCGAUUGAGAAAGAAAAGAAAAGAAAAGAAAAGAGAAGAGAGAGUUGAAUUGAUUGAGCUAAGUGUUUAUUUUAUGGUGUUAUGUUGCUUCCAGUGGCACUUGGAUGCCAUAGCCGUCGCCAUGAAUCGCUCUCUUCCCCCCUCUUUGAUCCAUUCCUAUCUCUCCCCUUUUCCUCUUCUCUUUCCUUCCUCUAAUAAUGCCAGAUUUCUCGGAUUCCAAUGCCACACUUGGAACCCAAUCAGGAGGCGCCUUAACUUCGCUGUCACUGCCGACAUCUCCAAGUCUUCUCCAUCUCUUCAUUCUGCCUCCGAUUUUCAGUUACCAUGGGUGGGUCCUGUUCCUGGCGAUAUUGCAGAAGUCGAGGCAUAUUGUAGAAUCUUUAGAACUGCUGAACGACUCCACUCUGUGCUGAUGGAUACUCUUUGCAAUCCCUUCACUGGUGAAUGCAGUGUUUCGUAUGAUAUUUCACCUGGGGAAAAUCCACUCAUUGAGGAUAAAAUAGUUUCUGUUCUUGGAUGUUUAGUAUCACUUAUAAACAAAGGAAGAGAGGAUGUACUUUCCGGAAGAUCAUCUGCCAUGAAUUCUUUCCGGGGUGCAAAUUUAGAUGCAACGGAAGAUAAUCUUCCUCCACUGGCUGCUUUUAGGAGUGAGAUGAAAAGGUGUUGCGAAAGCUUGCAUGUUGCCCUUGAAAACUUUUUGAUUCCUGGUGAUGAACGUAGUUUGGACGUAUGGAGGAAACUUCAAAGGCUAAAGAAUGUCUGUUAUGAUUCUGGUUUCACCAGAGGGGAGGAUUAUCCCUGCCAUACAUUGUUUGCCAAUUGGAACCCUGUUUAUUUACAUAAUUUCAAGGAUGAAACGUCAGCAAAAAAUUCUGAUGUAGCCUUCUGGAGUGGUGGUCAGGUAACUGAAGAAGGUCUGAAGUGGUUAAUUGAGAGAGGAUUUAAAACGAUUGUUGAUCUUAGGGCUGAAACAGUAAAAGAUGAAUUUUAUAGUGCAUCCUUGCAUGACGCUAUAGGUUCUGAAAAAGUUAAAGUGAUAAAAAUUCCUGUUGAAGCUAGGACUGCUCCAACAAUGGAUCAGGUUGAGAAGUUUGCAUCGUUGGUUUCAGAUGGCAGCAAUGGGCUGAUCUAUCUUCACAGUAAGGAGGGUGUGUGGAGAACGUCAGCCAUGAUAUCCAGAUGGAGGCAAUAUGCAACUCGAAGUGGAUCACAGAUUGUCUCUAAUCAGACAAUUGUUCCAGUCGAUAUAGACAGCUCUUCCAACUUGGCACUUAAUCAAAAUGGAGCAAAAGAGUCUCUAGAAAUUUCUAUUACUGGAGAAACAUUUCCAUGUGCAGAAGAUAGUCAAUCUUUGGUGCUUGAAAGUGCUCAUCAUAGUUUAAUUAACAGAAAAAAUAAUGCAGAAACUGAUGAAGUUAGUCAGAAUGUUAAUGGAGCUUACAACGGACCUAGUCCUACACAAGAUAUGACAUCUUUAAGAGCAGUUGUUAAUGGUGGGAUUGAAAUUGACCCUCUGAAAGCUCAGAUUCCUCCAUGCAAUAUUUUCUCAAGAAAAGAAAUGUCCAACUUUUUUAAGACCAAAAAGAUUUCUCCUCAAAGCUACUUACACCGUCGAAUGAAAACAAAAGAAAAAUUUUCUACGGAGGUACCUGCUAGCAGAGUACUAAGGUCUAGUGUUAACAAUAGUGAUAAAUCUGGGAUUGUUGAAGCAGGAAAUUUUAAUGGCAGCCCAAGUGUGAAAGAUUCAUCCUCGAAGACCCAAUAUGUAUCUGCUAUGAAGAUGAAUUAUGGCAAUGGUGAUAGUCAUGUAUCUGCCAAUCCUGUUUUUGUAGGACUUGAAGUGGAUGGAAGGAAUCCUCUGACAACCGUAGCCUCUGCUGCUGUUGGAGGUAAGGUUCCAUCUAAAUCAGAAAUAAAUGACUUAAAGAGCAAUGGCCAAGCAACUUCAGUUUCUAGCAAUGGUAACGUGGAAUCUGUGGAAGGCAAUAUGUGUGCUUCUGCCACUGGUGUUGUAAGGGUGCAAUCAAGAAGGAAGGCUGAGAUGUUUUUAGUUCGAACAGAUGGGUUUUCAUGUGCCAGAGAAAAAGUGACUGAAUCCUCUUUGGCUUUUACUCACCCAAGUACACAACAGCAGAUGCUUAUGUGGAAAUCCACUCCUAAGACUGUAUUACUUCUGAAAAAGCUGGGUCAAGAGCUAAUGGAAGAAGCUAAAGAGGUUGCAUUGUUCUUGUAUCAUCAAGAGAAGAUGACUGUACUUGUCGAACCUGACAUACAUGACAUAUUUGCAAGAAUUCCGGGGUUUGGAUUUGUCCAAACUUUUUAUAGCCAAGACACCAGUGACCUGCAUGAGAAAGUUGAUUUUGUAGCAUGCUUAGGUGGAGAUGGGGUUAUUCUCCAUGCAUCAAAUUUAUUUAGAAGUGCCGUUCCCCCAGUUGUUUCAUUUAAUCUCGGGUCUCUUGGAUUUUUGACUUCUCACACUUUUGAUAGUUAUAGGCAGGACUUAAGACAAGUCAUCCAUGGAAAUGAUUCACUCGAUGGUGUCUAUAUAACUCUAAGAAUGCGUCUUCAGUGUGAAAUUUUUCGAAAUGGCAAAGCUAUUCCUGGGAAGUUAUUUAAUAUUCUUAAUGAAGUUGUUGUUGAUCGAGGCUCCAAUCCAUACCUUUCCAAAAUUGAAUGUUAUGAACAUGAUCGACUCAUAACAAAGGUCCAGGGUGAUGGAGUCAUUGUGGCCACCCCUACUGGGAGCACUGCUUACUCUACUGCAGCAGGGGGUUCGAUGGUGCAUCCGAAUGUUCCUUGCAUGCUUUUUACUCCAAUAUGUCCCCAUUCUCUCUCAUUUAGACCAGUUAUACUUCCCGACUCUGCACGACUCGAGUUAAAGAUUCCCGAGGACGCACGGAGUAAUGCGUGGGUUUCUUUCGACGGAAAGAGAAGGCAACAACUCUCAAGAGGAGAUUCUGUUAGGAUAUCCAUGAGUAGGCAUCCACUCCCAACUGUAAACAAGUCUGAUCAAACAGGGGAUUGGUUUCGCAGCUUGAUUCGGUGCUUGAAUUGGAAUGAAAGGCUUGAUCAAAAGGCCCUUUGAAGCCACAACACCAUCAAUGAUUUCAAAUUAAUAAAUGAGGUUUCUGUAAAUCACUGUACAUAUAUAGAAAAUUUGGCUUUUACAGUAAAUAGUCGAUUCUCUAGUAGUUCCUCAAAAGUGGAAGAGAAAAUGGUUGUAUACUGUGAUUUGAUAAAAAUUAGAACAUUUAUUUUUUAAUCAAUAUCGAUACGAUUAAUUCA